Carassius auratus (goldfish) is the source of this 1992-nucleotide messenger RNA. Its product is annotated as NADH dehydrogenase (ubiquinone) complex I, assembly factor 6-like. The record is from RefSeq and is a predicted model, not a curated record. Gene Ontology annotation, cellular component: mitochondrion. Lineage: Eukaryota; Metazoa; Chordata; Actinopteri; Cypriniformes; Cyprinidae. Bases 430 to 1398 code for a protein of 322 amino acids. Gene Ontology annotation, biological process: biosynthetic process; mitochondrial respiratory chain complex I assembly. The transcript is spliced from 9 exons.
ACAAACAUAUUAAAAACAAAGAAAUGUGAACGAAAUUCACGGACGACGUUGCCAUAAGACAUACGUAUAAUACAAUAAAAUAAAACAAGUUACUGUCCCGGUUAUAUCCGUUUUCUUCGGUGAAAGGACUUUCAUCUGUGCUGGUCAUAUGAUGCGAAUGCGGAUCACAUGAUCACGCCAAAUGAUUUUAUCUGUCAAUCAUUUCUUCACGCAAUGUAAGCGCAAAUAACUGCUAAACAAUUCAUACAUGUAAACUGCAUUCAAAUUAAAAUCCGUUACAUUUUAAGUGACAUGCAAAUGAUAUGGUUCACUCCGAAACUAAACUUAAUUCGAACGCGGAACGCACUGUCAGAAGUGUUUGAUUACUGGGGAGUUGUAAUAUGGCGCACGCGCUAGAGGAGGAGGUACAGCUCAAGGAUACAUGGAUGCAUGAUGUUAGCAAUGACAUCCAGUAUAAACAUAAUAAAUGGACUUUUAACCAUCAAAAAUUCACUCCACAUAAAGAUUCCCUAUCUCACAUUUAUACAGAGGCCAACAGAGAUCAAGUGCUCAAGAACAUUAACAACAGGACAGCACAAUGAACAGUACUGUAUUGAUAUUGUAAGGAAAAGGGACUAUGAGGGAUUUUUGUGUUCAUUGCUUUUUCCUGAGGCUGUUCGUCGCUCUGCACUGGCACUGAGGGCAUUCAAUGUAGAACUGGCACAGAUUAAGGACUCUGUUUCUCAGAAAACCAUUGGUUUAAUGCGACUGCAGUUCUGGAAGAGCGCCGUGGAGGAUAUUUACAGAGAUGACCCUCCAGUCCAGCCCGUCAGUGCAGAACUGUGGAGAGCAGUGUGGAAGCACACAUUAACAAGGAGGUGGAUGUUAAGGAUCAUAUCUGAAAGAGAGAAAGAUAUGGAGGACAAAGCAUACAGGAAUUUUCAAGAGCUGGAGGCCUAUGGUGAAAACACACAAUCCUCUCUUCUUUACCUGCUGCUGGAGACACUCGGUGUGAAAAAUGUCCAUUCAGACCAUGCCGCAAGCCACAUUGGCAAAGCCCAGGGCAUCCUGACCUGCUUGCGGGCGACCCCAUACAACAGCAGCAGACGCAAGGUCUACCUGCCAAUGGACAUCUGCAUGCUGCAUGGCGCGUCUCAAGAGGACUUCAUUCGUGGCAGCAGGGACCAGAACAUCAGGGAUGUUGUUUAUGACAUUGCCAGCCAAGCCCAUGUCCAUCUCCAGCACGCUAGAUCAUUCAGUGAGAACGUUCCACAUGUGGCCAUGCCUGCCUUCCUGCAAACGAAGAGGUGGAGCCUCUUCAACCCACAUGACUCCUGCCCCCUGAAGGCACCACUACCAGCUGAUGGUCUGAUUACACAUCUUAAGCCUUUUUUACUCUUUUACAGUAAUUUCCCUUAAAGGAAGAAAUGUCUAAGAGGAGAUGGGGGAAUAACAUAUUAGGCAAAGCAUAGGGAAGCAGUCUGAAAUUUUCAGUCCAAUUUCAGCCUGUUUGUCGAUGCUUCAGUGUUUCAAUUGCUUCGACCAGUGAAAUGCUUUCUGUGAACAAAAUGGCCUGGAUAGCGUUUUUAUUUCACUUCCUAUCACUGUAAUAUUCUGCUCUUAUUUUCCAUUUCCACAUCCCUGUGUUUAACUGUCAUUCGUAUUCUUUAAAGCCAUUGCUUCACAGCAGGCCGUUUAGUGACACUUUGUGCUCCACUUGGUUUGGCUGGUGUUAAUCGUAACUGUUUUCUCACAAAAGGAAUUUACUGUAAGGUUUGGCAUUUGAGGGUUGUAAUUUGUAUUUGGGUUAAUUUACAGCUGCAGGAAAAAGUAUGUGAACCCUCGGGUGUUCUUGUGAAUUGCAAACACAAAACCAUUUUUACAGGACUGGUUGGCUAAGUCAGUAGCCUAGGGAUUUACAUGCGUCCUCCCAUCCUGCACUGCAAAAUUUUACAUGGAUAACUAUAUUGUUUAAAAGUUUGGGGGCGAUGAGACUUUUAUAUUAUUUAUUUA